AUGCCAUCAGAGGGCGACAUUGUUGAUAUCGUAGCUAAAACAUCUUAUGUUAGCACACUUUUGAGUUUGGUACAGCAAGCUGGCAUUGCUAAUGCCCUGAAAGGUGACGCUUUAAACGUAUUUGCUCAAAUUAAUGAUGCUUUAGCACGCUUACCCAGCUCCGACAUCUCUAAACUUACCAACGAUAAAAAUCUUCUUACAGAAGUGUUAGAGUAUCACGUGGUACCACACACCGAAUAUUCAGCUGAACUGUUCAACAGAGAAUACCUAAGAACAAUUGAUAGAAUCAAUGACAGAUUGAGAAUUCACUUUGAUGGAGGUUAG
Ruditapes philippinarum (Manila clam) is the source of this 324-nucleotide messenger RNA. RefSeq lists its product as uncharacterized. Bases 1 to 324 code for a protein of 107 amino acids. NCBI's taxonomy places the organism in Eukaryota, Metazoa, Mollusca, Bivalvia, Venerida, Veneridae. The record is from RefSeq and is a predicted model, not a curated record. The transcript has 3 exons.